Molecule: messenger RNA, 888 nt
Organism: Heteronotia binoei (common prickly gecko)
Lineage: Eukaryota; Metazoa; Chordata; Lepidosauria; Squamata; Gekkonidae
Gene: PTGES3L
Product: prostaglandin E synthase 3 like
Exons: 7
Coding region: 1-519 (172 amino acids)
Biological process (GO): chaperone-mediated protein complex assembly; protein folding
Cellular component (GO): cytosol; nucleus
Molecular function (GO): protein-folding chaperone binding; Hsp90 protein binding
Source: RefSeq, a predicted model, not a curated record
AUGACUGGCAGCAGCAGCCGGCCCGGGGCAGUGUGCGUCGUGAGAGGCCAUGGCCCGCCCGCCCGCCCCUCCACCCGCCGCAGGGCCGCCGCCAAGACGCUGUGGUACGACCGGCCGCGCUACGUCUUCGUGGAGUUCUGCGUGGAGGACAGCCGCGACGUGCAGCUGCACCUGGACGACCACCGCCUGCUCUUCAGCUGCAAGGACGCCGAUGGUGUGGAGCUGCACAACGAGAUCCAGUUCUACGCCCGUGUGAAUUCCAAGGAUUCCCAGAACAAGCGCUCGGGCAGAUCCAUCACCCUGUUUGUGCGCAAGUGGAAGGAUAAAGUGCCCUGGCCCCGACUCACCCAGGAAGAGUUUAAGCCAGCGUGGCUCUCUGUGGACUUUGAUAACUGGAGGGACUGGGCAGGAGAUGAGGAAGUGGAAGCCGUCAUGGCUGAGCAGUACGCAGAGCUCCUGCAGAAAGUCACCCCCAAGGCGGUACCCCCUGCCAUGGAUGACCUGGAUGAUGACAUCUGAAAACCACAAGUUGUAGAAGAAAUGGAUCUCUUUGUCACAUAAACAUGAUGCAGCCUCACAGUUCUGCUCCAGGACAUGCUGUGGGGGUUCCAGGGCUAACCCAGGACUGGGAAGCAGUUCUAGAUGGACAAAGGAGUGACUGCACCUACUGGCAGAAACAUUAGAUGGAAUUCUGCUGCCUGCUUCUGUUUGGCUUUUGCUUUUCUCACCAGCACCUUCCCCCAUUCCAACUCUUUCCCGCCUUCAUUCUUCCUGUCCUCAGCAAUCCCCCCCCCCUCCCCUCAAUUUCUUAUGGAUGUUGUGUAUAAAGAUAGGAGGUUAUUCAAAACUCUGCCAGUAAGUAAUGAUAAUAAACCUGGCCUCUUUGCA